GCUGGGUUGUACUUGUGCACACGCCUAUAAUUUGCGCACAGUCCUCCAACAAGUUUAUAAAGGAGCAGUCAAAUAUUACAAAUUUUUACUAGAUUUGUACAGUGGUAGAGAAAUUUGUGUUACCAUGAACCCGCACGACUGUAGCUGUGCAUCAGGUGCUCCUUGCUCAUGUGGAGAAGCUUGUAAAUGCACAAACUGCAAGUGUAAAUCCUGCAAAAAGAGUUGUUGCUCCUGCUGUCCAGCUGAAUGCAGUAAAUGCAAACAAGGCUGCAAAUGUGAAAAAGGCAAAGAGAAAUGCAACUGCUGCAACUAAUGUCUUCUGCCUAUUACAGUACUGAUUGUCAUUGCCAUUAUCAAAUACUUGUGUGUUAAAUAUAUCCUAAUAAACUUCAAACUUCUGGAAAAAAAAA
This is a messenger RNA of Xenopus laevis (African clawed frog), 410 nucleotides long. Its product is annotated as metallothionein-like. Lineage: Eukaryota; Metazoa; Chordata; Amphibia; Anura; Pipidae. Bases 125 to 313 code for a protein of 62 amino acids. The record is from RefSeq and is a predicted model, not a curated record. The transcript is spliced from 3 exons.